AUGUAUGUGAAAUGCAUUGCAACAGCAAUUUUCAAUUUUUUUAAAAUCAUUUAAAAAAAAUGACAUUUUUUAAAAAUUCUAAAUUUGCCACCGGUUCCGGCGCCCGUACGUACCAAUGUCACAGGGACCGGAACAUGGAAGCCGGAUGCCGGCACUGGCCGGAGGAGAUGGCCGGGGAUGCUGCAGGGGACACAUCGUGGGAGCGAAGGACAAGGUAAGUGCUGCAGGGACUCCCUGAGCAACGCCGCAUGGUAAGCUCGAGUGUAGCUCGGGGUUACCGCUCUUGGUACUCAAAUUUUACCCCUAGCUACACUCGGGAAUACCGCUAAGGAGGUUAAAAAUUG
This is a messenger RNA of Staurois parvus, 344 nucleotides long. The record is from the annotation of a GenBank genome assembly. NCBI's taxonomy places the organism in Eukaryota, Metazoa, Chordata, Amphibia, Anura, Ranidae.